GGUGCCGGUAAAAGCUCGGUACUGCCUGCCAGAGAUGGUUAUUCAUCUGUCGGGGAGAGGAGCGGAGGAAGAGCCGGUUCUGGUGAGACGGAGUUCGGUCUGUGAGUUCCGGAACUCUGCGAGUGGUUUGAAGCAGAUGUCCUUUUCCUCUUUCCACACUUCUGCUUUCACUUCUGUGUGGAGGGUUCGGUUCUGCUGCUCGGAAGCUGAUGGAACUCUGAAGAAUCCCUAGAAUUUCUCCUGUACCUCAAAGUUUUUUUCCCUGUUUGAGGAAUAACAGAAACUCUGUGGGGGGGUCGGAGUUCUGCUGCCUUACUGCGAGUUCAGGCGCGCGCUCCGACAUCCGGCAAAUCCGGACGGAACAACAGAAGUCCAAAACGGGGCGAGUUGUCAUCGGUACAUGAACUGGAUCUGUCUACUUCUGAGACACCAGGAGGCGAUCCUUGAAGAUCCAGAGGAGUUCCGGUCCAGCUGUUCCGCUGUGGCGCACAAAUGGUGUUUCUGUGGGACGCAAAAUACGGUACCGACCCAGCUCCAGGCCGGCGUUACACUCCCCCCUCCACCUCACUCGCUUCGGGGGCGAAAAUGGCCGAGGCCCUGCCGCUGGGAGCCCAGGAGGCCGGCGGGGGGGCCUCUCUGGUGGGCAAACUGCGCAUGGCCGAGCGCGGCGUGGUGGAGGUGAUCUCAGAUCAUCCAGGUGAGCUGGUGAAGACGGACAGCCCCAACUUCCUCUGCUCCGUCCUGCCAACACACUGGAGGUGCAACAAGACGCUGCCCAUCGCCUUCAAGGUGGUUGCCCUGGGCGACAUUCCCGAUGGUACAAUGGUAACAGUGAUGGCUGGAAAUGAUGAGAAUUACUCAGCAGAGCUUCGCAACGCUACAGCUGCCAUCAAGAACCAGGUGGCCAGAUUCAACGACCUGCGCUUCGUUGGCCGCAGUGGAAGAGGAAAGAGCUUCACCCUGACUAUCACCGUGUUCACCAGCCCUCCUCAGGUGGCGACGUACCAGAGAGCCAUUAAAAUCACGGUGGAUGGUCCCCGGGAACCACGACGUCACCGGCAGAAGCUGGACGAGGUCAAACCCGGAUCUCUGGCGUUUUCAGAGAGGCUAACAGAACUGGAACAGCUAAGGCGGAGCUCCAUGAGGGUCACUCCUCCCCAUCAUCACCAUCACCAUCUUCAUCAUCACCAACCAUCUGCUAACAGCCGCCAGUCUGCAGCUCUCAGCUCUGCUUCGUUCUCUAGCCCCACACACUCCCAGAUAUCUGCUGAUUCCAGACAGAUGCAGUCAUCUCCGUCUUGGUCUUAUGACCAAUCAUAUCCUUACCUUGGCCAGAUAACCACGCCCACUGUCCACACAGCCAAUCCCCUGUCACCUGGUCGUUCUUCCCUCAGUGACCUGUCCUCGCGGCUCACAGGUCCUGACCUCACGGCCUUCAGUGACCCCAGGAUGGCUUUAGAACGACCUUUUACCUCCCUCCCCUCCCUACCUGACUCCCGUUUCUCGGACCCCCGGAUGCACUACCCGCCCACAGCAGCUGCCUUCACAUACACUCCAUCCCAUAACCCUGUCUCCAAUGGUGCCCUUGGUAUCACCAUGGCAACAGCCAUGGCAACCACGCCAACAGGGCGUUACCACACAUAUCUGCCCCCUCCUUACCCAACAAACACCCCCCACCAGGCUCAGAAUGGGCCCUUCCAGUCCACCUCCUCUCCGUAUCACCUGUACUAUUCCACCACCGCUGGCUCAUACCAGUUUUCUAUGAUGGCGGGGGGCAGUGGUGGGGGCAGCAGUGACUCACGCUCACCACCAAGGAUCCUGCCACCAUGCACCAACGCCUCCACAGGCUCCUCCCUUCUGCACCCUUCUCUGCCCAACCAAAGUGAAGGAGUAGGUGUAGAGGUGGAGUCCAGCCAUAGCAGCUCCCCGACAAAUAUGGCUGCCACUGAAGCCGUCUGGAGACCUUACUGAGACCUCAGAGAUGGACUUCCUGUUUGUGACGGCAGACUCUGACAAGGAGGAUCAAACUUAAGACUAAACUGAAACAUCGAUCACUGUUAAUAUUUCAAUAUCUUGAUUAAUGAUUAAACAGAUAGUCAACAAACAACAUGAAAGAUGUGGAUCCAAUCAGGAAUCAAUGUUUAUAUCCUCAUCAUCAUCGUCAUCACCACACAGACCACAGAACCUUCCAGAGCCAUCCCUGAACUGUCUGAUUCUCUUAAAAUUUUAACCCAGUUUGUUUAGAUGAAAGAUGCAUGAAGCUGCACGGAGGCAGGAGGGAACCCAAAUAAAUCACAAUCAGAAUUAUUCUUUUCUAUCGUGGAGGUUGGGAAUCUGUGUAAAUGAAAAUAAAAACAAUGCAAUUAUUUGCCAUUCUUUUCAAGCCAUAUUUUAUCUAUAUGUAUAUUUCAAUAGAACAUAAACAAGAUUUCAGAUGUUGAAACAGAGAUUUUACCAUUUCAUGGAAAUAGAAGCUCAUUUUCAAUCUGAUGGCAGCAACACAUUUCUAAAAAAAAGUGUAUGGGGUGGCGGGUGGGGUAACUAAGAGUUUAACAGUCUUAAAACUUGCAAACCUGGCUUUUCUGGGUUUGAUACUGCAGAGCCUCUUCCCAGAGGGCAGCAGGAAGAACAGACCAUGUUGGGGGUGUGGGGGGUCUCUGGUGAUGUUGUGCAAUGUCCUGGAUGGAUGGAUGAGGGGUCUUCUCUGCAGUCCUCACCACCCUUGGCAGCAACUUCCUGUGUGAGGCUCUGGACCUGCCAAACCAGACGGAGAUGCAGCUGGUCGGUUGGAUGUGGUGAAGAUGGGAGUAUAUAGAACAUAGUACAUAGUGCUGUUUUAACUUGAAUUUGAGGAUUGUGUGAUGGUGUCAGUAAAGUGUUUUUGGGCUCGUGCAGUGAUUUCCAGUGUAGAGAAUAAGGCCUAUUUUUAAAGCAGUGCUGCCCAGGGACCUCAAUAUCACCAGCAUCUAAUACAAAUUUGUUAUUUUCCUUGUGCACAGAAAACUCUCCAGAAUCUCAUAAUUUUGAUUAUUUUCAAGGGAUUGAAUGUAGGAGAUGGACAAUUCAUUCUUCUCAGUUUUAUAAGGAACAUUACUUUUAAAUUUCUCUUCAGUUUACAGAAUCUGUGUUUUGCAGAUUCUUGAACCUUGAAGCUCAUUUAUGCUCCCUUUACAUACACAAAAUGUCACUGCCCAUAUGUUCUCAUGCACCAUUGGUUGCUAGGCAAUACAUCCAAGAGAUGGUAGUAUAGAAUUCAACUCUGAGUUCCAACAUCAGUUUCAGAGCCAACAUGGUGACAGUGGAGGAGAUUAAGAUAAUGCACGCCCUCAAAGAGACAUACAGCGAGGCAACACAGGAGACAGUAGUCAUCUGUGAAGCCAUUAUUCAAGCUUCUUCCUGGUUGUUCUCAUCCCUGGUCGCAUGUCAGCUAUACUGCUCAACACUGCCCCCAUGGUUUCCUGCCUCAGGGUACACAUCCACAGGAGCCCUGGAAACGGACCACAUACAGACAUAAGACACGUACUUAAGAUUCCACAUCUACCUAGAGCAUAGAGCAUAAAUGGGCCUUCAGAGAGACUCUAACUCUCUAAGGUGCUCUUUUCAUAUACAAUCAUGUUACUGACUUGAUGAUUAACCUGAUUAUAUUAACUCAUUUUAAUUUUUUCUUUUUACUACCAGUUACUUUUCCAGCCUUUUGUUGCCCCUGUUCCACCUUUUUAGAGUUAAAUUGCUUUCAUCAAAUUCGAAAUUAGCCCACAUUUUCCAUGAAAUGGUAAAUUAUCUCAACAUCUGAUAUGCUUUUUAUGAUCUGUUGGGGAUAAAAUAUGACUUCAGGACAUUUGAAAAUCAUUGCAUUCUUUUGUUAUUGACAUUUUACACAGCACCCCAAUAUUUUGGGAGUUGCUGUACACAAAGUGUUGGUUUGGGUCUAAAGAUGAGAACGUAGCAAUAAUAAUAAAAAGUGAACUAUUAGCAGACCAACUCCUCAUGCAAACUAACUCAACUUGCAUUAUUAAUUGUUUUGUUCCUAAAUUUUUCUCACAGUUAAUGUUAAACUCCGGCUAUGUUUACAUGUACAGCAACAUUAUGUUGUAAUUUUUAUUAUAAAUAAGACAAUAUUCUGAUUAUGGUGUUGUAUAUAAAAUAUAUUCCCGUUUACAUGUUACAGAUUAUAAUCUGAUCAAUAACUCACAGGAAGCCGCUGUAAUGACUAUUCUCCAGAACAUCUUCAUGUGCUGCACUGAGUGCAGGUCUUACUGCUAAACAGAAGUUUCUGCAGCAAGAUGUGAACCUUCAUCCUGCAGCUGGGACGGAGAUCCCCAUCCAUUACUGGUGACUGCUUACUUACUGGGAUUAUGUUGAUCAGAAGAUGCUGUUUACAUGGCAGGAAGGUCGGGAUCAGGUUGAGUUGGGAAUAUUAUUCUGCAUGUUUCUAUUCCUACUGGGGCUGGAAGAAAAUAGAAAACCCCAGUUAUUUCUAUCCAGUUGCUUUUCACCAGUUAGUAGCAAUAAUCAUUUGAAACUGAUUUGGAGCUCUGAACUGUGCCGGUUUGUAAGAAAUCUCCACCCACUGCUGGAGUUCAUUCAGACCUGACAUGUCGAAGCCUGUCCCUCUCAGGAUGGAAGACAGGAUAUGGGAGGGUGAGGAUCUUCCCUGAUAUGAGGAUUAAAUGGAUUUCAUGGGGAGAAAUGGUGUUUUUGAUCUUACUUCAGAAUCUGGUUUCCUUUUUCAGAAAUGUUUUUCAGGUUGUAAAUAAGAUGCAAACAUUGUCAUGGCUUGUUUGUGUAAAUCCAUUUUUUAUGCACCCAUGGUUAUUUCAUGCUGUUAUCACAAAAACGAGGCUCUGAAGUUAAAAUGGUCAGAUUUUGCUACACAAGAAGUAAACGUGUUUGAGUUCA
Molecule: messenger RNA, 4899 nt
Organism: Melanotaenia boesemani (Boeseman's rainbowfish)
Lineage: Eukaryota; Metazoa; Chordata; Actinopteri; Atheriniformes; Melanotaeniidae
Gene: runx1
Product: RUNX family transcription factor 1
Exons: 8
Coding region: 493-1971 (492 amino acids)
Biological process (GO): regulation of cell differentiation; hemopoiesis; neuron differentiation
Cellular component (GO): nucleus
Molecular function (GO): ATP binding; RNA polymerase II cis-regulatory region sequence-specific DNA binding; DNA-binding transcription factor activity, RNA polymerase II-specific
Source: RefSeq, a predicted model, not a curated record